Messenger RNA from Grus americana (Whooping crane), 2913 nucleotides. It is a transcript of the gene TRABD2B, whose product is annotated as TraB domain containing 2B. Gene Ontology annotation, molecular function: metalloendopeptidase activity; Wnt-protein binding. The transcript is spliced from 7 exons. Gene Ontology annotation, cellular component: organelle membrane. The record is from RefSeq and is a predicted model, not a curated record. The coding region runs from base 515 to 2089 and encodes 524 amino acids. NCBI's taxonomy places the organism in Eukaryota, Metazoa, Chordata, Aves, Gruiformes, Gruidae. Gene Ontology annotation, biological process: negative regulation of Wnt signaling pathway.
CCGCGGAGCAGCGCCCGCCUUUCCCGGGGCGCCGCGGAAGCCCCUCUUCGCCGCUGAAUUUACAAAAAAAAGAAAAAAACCUUCUUAUUUUUUUACUUUUUUAUUUUCUGGCUAUUCCCCCUCCUUCCUCCUCCCCAACCGCCUCCCGAACCGGCGGGGCGGGAAGGGAGCUUCUCCGGUCUGCAAAAUCAAAGCAUGGCGGAGGCUGGCGAUGAGAACCGUCCUCCCCAAAGCAUCCAGCGCCUCUGACAAGCCCGGAGCCAGAGGGGGUGGGGGUGGGAAAGGGCGGGAGGGGGGAGAGCAUGGGAGGGAGGGGGCGGCCAGUCCUUCCCCCUGCACUUGUCAGAUGCAGAUGGGACUGGCAAAGUUUGUUUGAAUAAAAAAAAAAAAAAAGGCCAAAAAAAAAAAAAAGGGGGAAGAGCAGGAGGAGGGGGAGGGAAAAAAAAAAAAAAGAUCCUAGAAAUCCAAAAAGGCUCAUCUGGGAAGGAGAGAGAGGAGAGCGAGAGGAAGCGGGAUGCAACUCAACCUGACGCUGAUCUGCUUCGUCUUCGGGGGGUUCCUGCCCGACGCCGCGGCCCGGCGGGAGCAGAUGGACACGGGGCAGUGCGACCUGCCCCGCUCGCAAGGAGAGCUCAACUCCUUCCUCUGGACCAUCCACCGCGAUCCCCCCGCCUAUCUCUUCGGCACUAUCCACGUGCCCUACACGCGGGUGUGGGACUUCAUCCCCGACAACUCCAAGGCCGCUUUCCACGCCAGCUCCAGCGUCUACUUCGAGCUGGACCUCACCGACCCCUACACCAUCUCGGGGCUGGCCAGUUGCCAGAUGCUGCCCCACGGGGAGAACCUGCAGGACGUGCUGCCCCGGGAGCUCUACCGCCGCCUCAAACGCCACCUGGACUACAUCAAGCUGAUGCUGCCCCACUGGAUGACCCCAGACCAGCGGGGCAAAGGGCUCUACGCUGACUACCUCUUCAAUGCCAUCGCAGGCAACUGGGAGCGCAAGAGGCCUGUCUGGGUGAUGCUCAUGGUGAACUCCUUGACAGAGACGGACAUCCGCUCCAGAGGAGUGCCAGUGCUCGAUCUCUACCUCGCCCAGGAGGCCGAGAGGAUGAAGAAGACGACGGGUGCGGUGGAGAGGGUGGAGGAGCAGUGUCACCCGCUGAACGGGCUCAACUUCUCCCAGGUGCUGUUUGCUCUAAACCAAACUCUGCUCCAACAUGAAAGCCUCCGAGCAGGUAGUUUGCAGGCCCCAUAUACCACUGAAGAUCUCAUCAAGCAUUAUAACUGUGGAGACCUGAACGCUGUCAUAUUCAACCAUGACACUUCUCAGGUCCCUAACUUCAUCAACACAACACUCCCACCUCAUGAGCAGGUGACGGCUCAGGAGAUAGACAGCUACUUCAGACAGGAGCUCAUCUACAAGAGGAAUGAGAGGAUGGGGAAGAGAGUGAUGGCGCUUUUAAGGGAGAACACAGACAAGAGCUUCUUCUUUGCAUUUGGAGCAGGUCACUUCCUGGGUAACAACACUGUGAUUGAUGUACUGAGACAAGCAGGAUUUGAAGUGGAGCACACCCCUCCUGGACAACCAAUUGGAAAUUCAAGGACAACAAAGACAAGCCCAGCCUUGGAAGGGUCCUCAGCAACAGCCCUGCCUGCUCUCCAGCUUUCUGAGCAGGUCCCACUGACGUCUCCUUCCCUGAAGCCCCUGCAGAUGGAUGAAGAAGACAGCCUGUCUCCUCACCUCCUGUUGCCAGACAGCAUCAGCCAGCUGGAAGAGUUUGGCAGGCAGAAGAAAUGGCACAAGAAGCAGCACAAACACCAUCGCCAGAGGCAGUUCAAUGACCUCUGGGUUCGGAUAGAAGACAGCACCACCACGUUGCCUUCCUAUAUCAGGAUAACCAAUGGCUACAUCACAGUCAAACCUCCCAUUUGGAUUUCAAACCGGCUGGAUCAGAGACCACGUUCAGAUCGCCCAUCCCAGCCGCAGCCCACAAGCUCAGCUUCAGCCAGCCUUUCAUGGCCAUCAAUAACUUCUCCUCUCUGCGUGGCCAUAGCAACUUUGCUGCUGAAUCUACUGCAGCCUUCCUGACCACGUUAGUGUCACGUGCAAUCCCUUGGAAUACAGAAGAGAGAUAAUUUAUGAACGAAUUGGAGGUUAUGACAGCAACGGUUACAAACUGGACCUUCUCAGUGAAUCAGUAGUGCCUUCUAGCUGAUUUUGUCUCUUUGCCCAGAUACAUUUUGAAACUCUAAAGCUUUAUUGUAACACUGACUUACAUCUUCUUUUUGUAGAAGGAUCUUUAUUUCCCAUAGUGCUAUGGGGUUUUGUAAAAUAUACAUGUUCAUAUAAAGAAAAAAAAAGGAAAAAGAAAAAAUGUAUUUAUUCAACUGGUAAACUUAUUUUUUUCUUGUUCUAUAUGUUAAUAACAUCCCUAUUAAUCAGUAGCGAUGGUGAAACAGAUAAAUUAAUAUUUUCUAUAUUUGUUUUCUAACUGACAACUCUGCAAAUGUCUGAACUGACACCAAAUGAACGGCUUCUUUGUUUUGUUAACCCUUUUUACAGAAAUUGUCCAAUGAGUACAUAUCUGCUGAACUUAUUUUACUUUUUUUUAAUCUCAUUAGCACAGCUUACACUGAAUAAAGCAGAUCCUGCUCUCUGUGGCCUAUGUCCAUUAGAAAGAUAGGUGCAAUCUUAACUCAAGUUAGCUGCUACAACCUAAAAUCCCAGUUAUUUUUAUAUGACUUUGUAAGUCAUUAGUCAAGAUAACCCUCUAAGUUCCCCUGUUGUCUUUAACUCAACUAUUUAACUUCUUUAGAAAUUACCAAUUUCCCUCUUUGCCCUAGGAUUAAUUCAUUAGCUAACGCAAAUUAAGACACCUUUUUCUUAAUAAAAAAAAGUUAUUUUAAAGUCUG